GGUUCGCUAGUCCAGCCGUCAGGAGUUCCCGGAAGUAGUCCAGAGGGGACUUCCGGUGUGGGCUGGGAAAAAUGGCGGUGGUGCGUGUGUUCCCGGCUUUGGCGCGGGUGCUUGUACUGUCAAGGCACAACCUCUUGUCUCCUUUGCUCAGUGUCGCAUCAUCCAGACGCUUCUACAGAGGGAACAGCCCAACAGAUUCCCAAAAAGACCUGAUUGAGAUCCCUUUGCCUCCGUGGCAGGAGAGAACUGAUGAAUCCAUAGAAACCAAAAGAGCCCGCCUGCUAUAUGAGAGCAGAAAGAGAGGAAUGUUGGAAAACUGCAUCCUCCUCAGCCUCUUUGCCAAAGAACAUCUGCACCACAUGACAGAGAAGCAGCUGAACCUCUAUGAUCGCCUGAUUAACGAGCCUAGUAAUGACUGGGAUAUUUACUACUGGGCCACAGAAGCAAAACCGGCCCCAGAAAUAUUUGAAAAUGAAGUCAUGGCACUGCUGAGAGACUUUGCUAAAAACAAAAACAAAGAGCAGAGGCUGCGUGCCCCGGAUCUGGAGUACCUCUUUGAAAAGCCACGUUGAGCUGUGCCCACUGCCUGGCAAGGCGCUCAGUCUGAAGAUGGUAACUGCUCCCAGUGGAUGCUGAUCUUGGCCUCUUGCUUCUUCUGAGGCAUUUAGCUCACUCUCCCUCCCAGGACAUAAAUGUAGCUGAGCCGUGUGA
Messenger RNA from Lepus europaeus (European hare), 711 nucleotides. It is a transcript of the gene SDHAF2, whose product is annotated as succinate dehydrogenase complex assembly factor 2. The transcript has 4 exons. Gene Ontology annotation, cellular component: mitochondrion. Lineage: Eukaryota; Metazoa; Chordata; Mammalia; Lagomorpha; Leporidae. The record is from RefSeq and is a predicted model, not a curated record. Bases 72 to 572 code for a protein of 166 amino acids. Gene Ontology annotation, biological process: tricarboxylic acid cycle; mitochondrial respiratory chain complex II assembly; mitochondrial electron transport, succinate to ubiquinone.